This is a messenger RNA of Tupaia belangeri chinensis (Chinese tree shrew), 3042 nucleotides long. It is a transcript of the gene SLFN5, whose product is annotated as schlafen family member 5. Lineage: Eukaryota; Metazoa; Chordata; Mammalia; Scandentia; Tupaiidae. Bases 58 to 2913 code for a protein of 951 amino acids. The transcript has 5 exons. The record is from RefSeq and is a predicted model, not a curated record.
CUUUCCAGUCCACGAAAACAAUGCCGUUGGGCUGUCUCUUUGUCUGUCUUCUGCUCUAUGUCCCGCCCCUCCAAGUGUUACUCAACCAAUAUAAGGACCAGACGGUGCAGGGUUAAGCUUUGUGCCCUGAACUGGAGGAGGUUCCAUCGCUCUCUCUGGGAGAAAUUCGCGCUGCAGAGGAGAAAGACCCGCAGAAGAUACUGUCAGGGUAAGAAACUGAGGCCAAGUGCUGAGAAGAUGAGUCUCAAACUCGAUUUGGAAACAAAUUUUGCUGAGUGUGUUGUAGAUGUAGGAAAAAUCAUCCUUGGGAACAAACAAAGGGAGGAAAUGAACCCUCGCCUACAGGAGAAGCAGAACGAAACCAUUCAGCAGGCCAUAUGUGCUCUGCUGAAUUCUGGUGGAGGAGUGGUCAAGGCUGAGAUUGAAAAUGAAGACUACAAUUAUGCAAGACAUGGAGUGGGUCUAGAUCUGCCUUCAAUUUUCAGAGGCUAUUUAGAUGAGAUGCAGCAAGGAAACCUCUUUCUGAUUUUUGUGAAUUCGUGGAACACUGAGGCCGCUGGUGUACCAUUUGCGACCUUGUGCUCCAAUUUGUACCACAGAUAUAAAAUAUUUACUGAUGUCAUGGAGCCUCAGGAAGCCCUGGCAUUCCUCAGAAGGAGGAUUCAAACUCUUAUGAAUACUAAUGAUUCCAAUCCAUUAGGUUCCCAGGAAGCUCAGAUUGGUGUAAAACAUGAACCAGCAGCCUCAGCUGCUGAUUUAUUUGAUAGAGCACAGCUCCAGUACCUAGAAAAACUCAACUUCGUGGAGACCAGGCAUGUUGAAUUUAAAAUGUUCUCAGCAGAUGUGUCACAGUGUGUUAGAGAGAUGCUUCCCAAGUGUGUUUCUGCACUUGCAAAUACUGAAGGAGGAUAUGUAUUUUUUGGCGUGCAUGAAGAGACCUGUCAAGUCAUUGGAUGUGAAAAGGAGAAAGUAGAUCUUACCAUCCUGAGGAUCUCUAUCGAUGGCUGUAUUAGGAAGUUGCCUGUCCAUCAUUUUUGUACACGAAGACCUGAGAUACAAUAUACCAUCAAAUUCCUUGAGGUGCACGAUAAGGGGGCUCUCUAUGGAUAUGUCUGCGCAGUCAAAGUGGAGCAAUUCUGCUGUGCUGUGUUUGCCAAAGUGCCCAAUUCCUGGCAUGUGAAGGACAACCAAGUGAAACAGAUGUCCACAAAGGAAUGGGCAACUUGGAUGAUCGAAACCGACCCAGAUCUUUCUAGGAAUUCAGAGAUGGUCCUUGCACUGAGUAUGUCAUCUGGCACGCCUCGCAGCAGGACUGUGUGCAUUCAUAAGGCUUUGGGAUGCCUGAAAGAACAGCAGAAUCAUUACUUUCCAGUAUUACCAGACAGAGUGGUAUAUAAGCCGGAGAGCCUCUACAAAGAACUCUUCUUACAACAUAAAGGACUCCGAGACUUAAUAAAUACGGAAAUGCGCUCUGUCUCUCAAGGAAUAUUGAUUUUUUCUCAAAGCUGGGCUGUGGACUUAGGCCUGAAGGAGAAGGAGGGAGUCAUCUGUGAUGCUCUUCUAAUUUCCCAGAACAACACCCUGAUCCUCUACACCAUCUUCAGCAAGUGGGACGUGGGGUGCAAGGGCUACUCUAUGAUAGUGGCCCAUUCCCUGAAGGAGAGCUUGGUGAACAUGGGAGGCUACACUGGGAGAUUAUGUGUCACUCCCUUUUUGAAUCCUGAUAAAACAGCAAACACUCUUUAUGGCCCAGAUUUGCAGAUUUACCCUGAGUCCUAUAAUUUUACCAUCCAGAACAUGGAAGUUCUGUUACAGUCCCUUGUGAUAGUCUUGCUCGGGUUCAAAUCCUUAAGUGAUGAGCUGGGCUCUGAGGUUUUGAACCUACUUACAGAUAAGCAGUAUGAGUUGCUUUCAAGGAACCUUCACAAGACCAGAAAGCUGUUUGUUCAUGGCCUAACUGGAUCUGGGAAGACCAGCCUGGCUCUUAUGAUUAUGGAGAAGAUCAGGAACGUGUUUCACUGUCAAUCAGAGAAUAUCCUCUACGUCUGUGAAAACCAGCCCCUGAAGAAGUUUGUGAGCAAGAAAACCACCUGCCAGGCAGUGACUCGGAAAACCUUCAUGAAAUAUGACUUUGAAAACAUUCAACACAUUGUCAUCGAUGAGGCUCAGAAUCUGCGCACAGAAGAUGGGGACUGGUACGGGAAAGCAAAAGCCAUCACUGAGAGAAAUAAGGAUCGCCCAGGAGUUCUCUGGGUCUUUCUGGACUACUUCCAGACCAAUCACUUGAGCUGCAGCGGCCUCCCCCCUCUCUCAGCCCAGCAUCCAAGUGACACACUCACCACAGUGGUCCGCUAUGCGCAUCCGAUAGCCGACUACCUGCAGAAAACGUUGCGGAAGGUCAGAGAAAACCCUCUUCCUAACCUCCCCCCGGGGGCCCUGCUGAUGUUCCAGGAGCCUAGAUGGGUUCAAGGUGUCCCAGGCAACGUAGAGACGUCCCAUCAUUCGGACUUGGAGGAGAUGAUGAUCUAUGUAGCGGAGAAAUGCCGCUCUCUCUGGAGGAAUGGUUAUUCUCCCAAGGAUGUUGCCGUGCUUUUCAGCAAAGCACAAGAAGUGGAAAAAUAUAAAGAAAACCUCCUAACGGCGAUGAGAAGGAGAAGAAUGUCUCAGCUCGAUGAUGAAUCGGAUCUGUUAGUACAGAUCAAGGAUGCAUCAGAUAUUCUGACCAAUCACAUUGUAGUAGAUAGUGCCUAUCGAUUUUCAGGUCUGGAAAGAAACGUCGUGUUUGCAAUCAACCCACGGGCAGUUAAACCAGUUGUUUAUGAAAACCUUCUGCUCUGUCUGGCUUCCAGAGCAAGGAAACAUUUGUAUAUUCUGAAGUUGCCUGAACAGCAAGAAGAUCCUAGUGAACUGUGAAGCUAUUUAAAUAUUAAUUUGGGGGUAAAGGGGGACUGUAGGGCACAUGGACUCACCAGACAGAGACACAGAGAGAAAAUGAGAAAUUGCCCCCAGGGGGAUGGCCGUGCCACAAUUCCUUCUCCUCCA